Messenger RNA from Malaya genurostris, 3536 nucleotides. RefSeq names its product probable ATP-dependent DNA helicase HFM1. Gene Ontology annotation, molecular function: nucleic acid binding; ATP binding. The transcript has 10 exons. The record is from RefSeq and is a predicted model, not a curated record. Bases 1 to 3453 code for a protein of 1150 amino acids. NCBI's taxonomy places the organism in Eukaryota, Metazoa, Arthropoda, Insecta, Diptera, Culicidae.
AUGAAUACGGACCAGGAACAAGCACCAAAGUCACCAAGACGGAGUUGGUCCAGUUAUCCGCGGCCCUCUAUAUAUACGGGGCGCUGCGGUGAUCUUCGAUCCUUGGAUGAAAUAGCUCCUGUAUUCCGGCAUGUGUUUUGUGAAUACCCUAGUUUCAAUGAAAUUCAAUCGAUGGUCAUGGAUGACAUGUUAUACACGGACAAGUCACUGGCCGUAAGUGCUCCUACGGGGUCGGGGAAAACGGUAAUCUUUGAGCUGGCCAUGGUGCGGCUGCUCAUGAAUAUGGAAGAUGCCAAAUACGCGGGAGACUUCAAGAUGAUCUAUAUUGCUCCAAUUAAGGCCCUGUGUACCGAAAAGUUCCACCAUUGGAGGGAAAAUUUUGAACGUUUAGGAGUGAAAAGUGCCGAGGUUACUGGGGACACAGAGUUCCGCGAUUUCUGGGAUUUGCCAGAUUGCAAUUUGAUUCUCACCACACCGGAAAAGUGGAAUUCAAUAACCAGACGGUGGAGACAGAACGUAAAUUUUGUUCGACUCAUUAAAUUGGUUAUGAUUGACGAAGUUCACAUUUUGAAUGAUCCAUUUCGGGGACCUAUACUGGAAGCGGUGGUUUCUCGGAUGCGCAGCAUUCACCGAUUUAUUGAUACGGGCAACGCUCAACGUGCCGAGCCGAUGAGAAUUGUAGCGCUGUCAGCAACAGCUCCCAAUGCGGCAGAUUUGGCUUCAUGGGUCGGAGGACAAAAUACAACUUGUUUUUACAACAUCCCAGAAUCCCGCCGGCCUAUUAAAAUAGAAAAACAUAUUUUGGGUUUCUACUGUGAUCCUACCACGACAUCAUAUAGAUUCGAUCUUAACCUAAACUACAAACUGUUCGAUGUCAUUCGAAAACAUUCUAGCGGACGUCCGACGCUUGUGUUCUGUAGCACUCGCAAAGCGACUGAGGUUGCGUCAAAACACCUAACCGAUAAUCAUUCCCUGGGGUUGACAGGAGAACAGAAAUACACCCUUCGAACAGUAGCAGAAAAGGUUCAAAAUGGGGAUCUGAAUCAACGAAUCGUGGCUGGAUAUGCCUAUCAUCACGCUGGACUAAGCUUUGCCGACCGUAGUUUGGUCGAGAAUUCAUUUCGGUCCGGUCAAAUUCCAGUACUUCUAUGUACUAGUGCUCUAGCGAUGGGUGUUAAUCUGCCGGCGCACCUGGUGGUGAUCAAAUCAACUCAGAUGUACACCGACUACGGUAUGGAAGAGUAUCCGGAAAGUAGCGUCUUUCAGAUGAUCGGUCGUGCUGGUAGACCACAGUAUGACACUUUUGGAGUUGCAGUCAUCAUGACCCAAAGGGAAAAAGUGAAAAAAUAUGAAUCGCUUACCAAUGGAUCCGUCCCAAUAGAAUCUUACCUACACGAACAUUUGGCCGAGCACUUGAACUCGGAGAUUGUGCUGCAAACCAUAACUGACUUGCGUAGCGCAAUGGACUGGGUGAGGUCGACAUUUCUCUACGUCCGGGCCCUGGCGUCACCUGCACGCUAUGGUCUUCUCGGUGUCGGUCGGGACAGAGUUCAGAUCGAGAAAAAACUAGAAGAACUUAGUCGGACCGAAUUGAACGCUCUGGUGAAAUAUUCCCUGGUGACGAUCGCGAAAGAUCAAGGUGAUAUUACCGAUGCCAUGUCGAUCAGAGCUUCUCAGUAUGGCCGCCUAAUGGCACAGUACUGUCUCAGUUUUCGGACGGUUAAAUUGCUGAUCAAGAUCAAAGGAUCCGAAUCGCUACUCGAAAUGUUCACCAUUUUAACGCACUGUGAUGAAUUUUCUGCCUUCAAAUGUCGUAACAGCGACAAGCGCAUACUGAACGAAUUGAACCGUUCCCAGACCAAAGCUACUAUCCGUUUUCCGCUACGUGGUCGUAUUCAGACCACCCCCGCAAUGGUUUCCUGCCUACUGCAGGCAGUAUUCGGAAAUUUAAACAUCGAACAUCAUUCACUUCAACAGGAAGUGGCUAGAAUGAUAACCGUAGGAAAACGGUUGAUUAAAUGUAUUACGGAGUUCAUUUCUGUAAAUUGCAACCGAGUUAGUGAGGAAAAUGGCGUGUACACUGCUUUGCUGAGCACACUGAUUUUGGUUCAAUGUCUUGAGACGAAGCUCUGGGCGAAUAGUCCUUACCUUACCAAGCAGCUUAGAGGAAUCGGAACGGUGUAUGCUAGCAAUUUGGCUGCUAGAGGAAAAAUUAGCUUCCAGGAGGUGGCCAAUACAGAUCCGAGGGAGUUGGAAGUUAUUGUGAAAAAGGCACCACCAUUCGGCAACGAUAUCGUUGAUUUUGUUCGGAAACUCCCGACGUUUUCGAUCCAACUUGCAUUGAAACAAGAUUACAUGAUGGGAGUAAUUGUUGUUCAGAAUAACCCAGUACACGAUAAACAAAUAUUGGUUAAACUGGCAAUACUUAUCGGAGACACGAACAAUAAUGUACUGUAUUUCAACGAUAAUUGUGACUCCAGUUUCGGUGGAAACGGUAGUUUCUCUGCUUCGUUCAAAAUCCCCGAUGCAACGGCAGCUUCCGCCACGGCUCAUGUGGUUUGUGCCAACUGGGUUGGGUUGGAUUGUUCACAGACGAUUGUCAUCAACGAGGAUACGUAUGCGGCCGCGAAAUCAACGGCUUGUCGGCCGAGACCGAGACCUCCGAAAUCGAACAAUCAACAGUCGAAAAAAAUCACCGAAUUCUACCGCAAGGAAGAUUCCAUUCGACUUGAUUCUUCUGCCGUUGCUGCUGGAAACAAAGUUGUCGAUGUCGAUGAAGUUAUCGAUUUGUCAGUGUGGAACAAUACGUGCAACCUGACGUCUACUAUUGAAAUUGAUAGUUCUCCCGAGAAAGGAACACUCGAGUGUUUUCGUUUCACCAAGAAAUCCAAGAUAGCUCCGGUUGUUUCCAACGGAACUAAGACUGACCAGUUGACAAGGCCAAAUGUUUUCAUUGAAACUGAAGAUUUCAAAGCAAAUUCCGAAAAUAUUCCACCUAAUGCAGCAAAAAACAUGAAAACCACAAAUUAUACUUCCAUUUCUGCUGUUGCACCGCAAUUAGCACCAUGCAUUUCUCAGAGUAUUCCUCAGUACAACAGCGGUACAAGCCGUCAGAAUUACUUUAAAGAUAUCAUCGGAAAGAAUCCUUUUCUUCUUUUCGGAUCACCAGAAGAUCAACAGAACACACGGCACAGUUCAGUACGUCGUGUGUGUAUUUUUGGUGUGUUCACCGAAAUCCCCAAGGUUAAACAAAGUACAUUAUCCGCCGUUGUUCAACCUCGAGUUAAACCGGAAAUCCAUUCUAAAAAGCAACAACCCGAUGAAGACAUUGAUAUUUGUGGACAGCGUCAGGACUACUUCUUUAAGCGACCGUGUCGAAGUCAGUUAAUCUUGGGAAUCGACGAAUUCCUAGCAUCACCGCCGAAGAAGCAAAAGGGAAAUUUCUUCCGGUAAGCCGACAGCUUUUAAUUUGAAAUAAUCACUAAAGUGAUGGUUUUUAUUGAGUAACGAUUGGACAAAUGAAAUAGAAUUACACU